UCUCUCAACAGGUACAGGCAUCUCAGUCCGAGAACAAGAUGACAGUAAAAAUCUUCUGCGUAGAUAGAAAACUUUAUGCUGCUUUAAGAGUUUUUGUCGUGUCUACCUGAGAAAAGUGAGCAAAGCAGACAGGGAGUGGCCUCAUGAGCUUAAUUAGAGCAAAACAAAUGCACAUAUAGAAAUCGUGCAGGGACUUGGACCUGGAGUUUUGAACUUGUACAUUUCUGACAUGCAAACUCCUUUUCACUGGUGUUGGAAAUACUGAGCAAUGGGACAAUAUGCACAGCGAAGAGCAACCAGCAGAGAGUUUAAAUACUUCAGGGAUGGAGCUACGCUGGUGAUUUCACUGGACUGCUUAAAUUGGCUUUCUAAAAGGAGAUGCAGUGACAAAGGAAUCCAGAAAAGGGGUGAGGAGCUCCAGCUGCUGAUCCCCUCAGGUCAGAUGACCCAGGCUGUCGAGGAGCUGCGGCCGAUCACCUGCCUCUGUAUCGUCGAUCGAAGAGGAAGUGCGGCACCUCGGUCAUGGAGGAACAGCGGCCGCAGAUCAGGCUUGGCGACACGGCCGCCAUCCUUCUCCGUCCUCCCUCGACUUCCACAGGAGCCCACGCAUCAUUCGGCGCUCACGCCUUUGGCUUCUUUUGCCUCGGAGUGCACAAAGGAGGCCCCAUGGACGAGCCUCACCUUGAACAUGCAGGACAUCUUCAGCUUCAUCAGAAGGGAUCUCAGCAUUGUGACCCAGCAGGACGCUGUUGCAAAGCAUCAACAUAACAGGUUUAUCAUUUUCUGUGAUGAGGACAUACCGCCACAACUUUUUGGUGACACUUGCUACACUGAGGGUGGCAGGACAUCUAUAGAGGAUGCUGGUUGGCAAAUCACUGAUAACAACACGUUCAGUGAUGUGAAAAACUGGCCCCAGGAUCCCAACAACAACAACGACCAGCACGAACCGGUCAGCAGAGACAGUUUAAACACACGCAGCCUUAGAGGUCUCCUGAAAUCCUGUCAAAUCUGCGACGCUGCGGGAGUUUUAUCUGGGAGGGACAAGCGUGUAAAAAAGAGGAAGAGCGUGUCCUUUGACGAUGAUGUCACGGUCUACCUGUUUGAUCAGGAGAGUCCCACCUCGGAGCUGCACUGUGGGCCCUACACAUCUCUGCCAAGCAACCAUUCCUGCCACCUGCCAGAUGUCUCAUUGGAAAACAGUGGCUUGGAGUGGGAGGACGACUUCUCAGCUUUGGAGAAGAGCUGCCGUUUUCAGUGCGUCAGGCAGCCUCGGCACCACACCCUUUCCCCGCCAAAGCAGAGCCGCGCUGCUCUGUCCAGGCGCCUCUUUCUGCCCCAAACCUGCCUGUUCCUCACCCAUGUCACUGAGUCAGACCUUGAGCUGUGAGAUAGAGGGUUAGUGACACACACGCAUGCUGAGGUGCAGGUGCUGGUUUUGUGUGACGCAGCGGUGGCAGCCUUUCUGUCACAUCGUCCGCCUCCAGCCAAAGGCCAUCUCACUGUCACCAUGCCCUAAUGUGACAUCCACGCUUGUUUUUCUUUCAGACAGCCAGCCUGGGCCUCAUGGAAAAACUGACUAAUUGUCCAGAUCUCGUCCUCCUCACCUCUAACUCGUCUCCCCGCCCCCCCCCUCCUCUUUUAUGAUGAGUCAGGGAUUUUAAUGGAUUUCUCUCUCUCUAUCUCUCCCUGCUCCAAAUGGAUUCAAAGCACCUGCCGUUCGUGACGUCACGGCCACGUGGGACUGUGCGACACUGCGUUCAGCUCUCACAACUGCUGGUAGGACGCGAUCGCUGUGGUAAAACAGCUGGUUGCACAACAGCGCUGGUGCCGUUCCAGCUGCAAACCUCUCUGGAAGCUGCUUUUCAUGCCAGGCUGUGUCCUUGGACCUGAGCUGCAUAAAUGUUGUCCGUCCCAGUUGACAUGAGCUCAAUAAAUUGUCGCGUCUGUCUGAAAUCCCAUUUUUUUUCUUUAAACUGUUGCAUUCAGCACAUUCCAGGUUAGUCUUGUAAUACAGGAGUGUGUUGUUGAUACAGUUUGUUUUGCUCAAACAGAGCAUGCUUAUGGAGGCCCUGUUUGCUCGACGCGUUACUGAAGUGUAUUCAGCUCAGAAUUAAUCAGCGGCUGUGACUAAAUAAACAAUGUAAGCCUUAGGGGCCAAUGGAGGCAGAAACUGAACAAACUAAAAGUAACAGAUAAUGUUUCCACAGGGCUGGCAUCAGCGAGGUUUGGUUGAUUAGAUACAGAGUACCUGAGGAGGGAAGGAAACCUGGCAGGGCCAGUCUUAGUGUUCACACACACGCCCACACACACACACACACAUGCUGUUCAAGGACAGCAACAGCUAAAAGUGUUUGCCUCUGCGAGCUGGGAGCUUCACACCUGGACUUUAUUGUUGUUGUUAUAUGCUAAUGUUGCUAAUAGCCAAAUUAUUCUGGUGUUCUCUGUCUUUAUUCAUAAAACACUCGUGGGUAACUCGUGGGUAGGCUACCAUAAAGCUAACCAUAAAGUUAAGCUAACUUGACAAUUAGCCUUAAAACUGUUGCAUUAAAAAGGAAAGCGCCGUUAUUCACGGUUAUUAAAUGUGUCUGUUUUGGCAGAAAGUGAGCAAACACAAAUAUAAAUUCAUGAACGUUUCCCGUCAUUAAGUCAUUAAAUAUUUACUGAUGCUACAUCUAGCGCUUGCUAGCUGCUAGCUUACUCCUUGCUGCUCCUAAACUUCAUGGCUUUAACAUAAAAAAGUUCUAAAUUAGCUUAAGAGGACAUUUUAGGAACUUGUUUAAGUUGAACUACAAAUGCCACACAUUUAGAAAUCAUUGUAAAGGUGAUGAAAAAACACGAAGAUGAACAUUAGCCACUGUUAGCAUGAAACGGUUUAGAAUAUUGGUCAUUCAGUGUAUCUCACUGCCAUGACACCACCAGAUCUCCACCCUGCUGUCUGUCACAGCAGGAAAGGCCAAUAAUCCCAACUGCCAACAGCUCUGGGCCCCCGGGUCAAACAGCCGAGGCAGAUUACUGCAGAUCACACAUACAAGCUGGGAAGGCCUGUGUUGGUGAUUAUUCAAAGGCUUAAUUUUGUUAUUUACGAUCUGUUUUUGUUACAGUCAAAAGUUUGAAGCCGUCUGGUAAAAAGUAAAUAAUGUGACAAAGCAUGAGACCCGGCCCUGCUUCUGUACGUUCAGAUGUGGCCCAGGGGACUGUAUUCAAAUGAAGCCCUGGAAGGUGAUAAGCCACAAUGGAAAUUAUGUUAACUGCUUGGAGUUAAAAGUGGAGACGAGGAGCCCGAAUGAAGUGUUUCCGACACCGCUAACCGUCUCAUUUUCCUCACAACCGGUGAAGAUCAGGUCUGCUUCAAACUAAAGGAAAGGUUUACUGAGGAACAGGGAGGAUAUACAGAUAUACUGCAGCUGUACUGUGGUGUUGUGGUAGAGCAGCAGUGGAGUGGUUCAAUGGCACAUGUGUGAAGUAAGCACAGUCAUCAUACUAUAAAAGGCCCAAUAUUACUUUUUAAGUGUUAGCUAGAGACCAGUUAUCUCUUCCAACAUUUACAGUGCUUCACUGUUUUUCCUCCAAAACAACAUUAACUUAUUUUCCUUUAUUUUCUUUAAAAGGACAAAUCACAUGAAUUAAUUUAAAUCAUUGUGUUUUUAUUGGAGACAGUAGUGGCAUGAUGGAACACCAUGGUGCUAAUGCAAGGUACUUAAUAUCAUCAAUAAUAUAAGAAUAAUUGGGGAGGAAAACUGAAUGAGUGGACUUUUAAAAUAAAUAUGCUGAUUAUCUGCACAACUAAAGACAUUCACUUACAAUACAAUGUUGACUUUAUUUGAGUAUUUCUAUUUUGUGCUAAUUAUAUACCUCGAUUUCUUACAUUAGUACAUUUGUUCAUUAGCAGUCCUUUUGUAUCCACACAGGAGACAUUAAAGAUGAUGCACUGAUACAGAUUAAAAGUACUCAGCAUUAUAUAAAGAGCUUCAAAUUAGCUCCACCCUCACCAACUACAACAUUAAAGUACUGCCUAAUGCAUCAGCAAUACUUAUCUGAUAAUAACCCAUAAUCACUGCUUUAACUUUUUAUAUUUUGUGUGCAUUAUAUUGCUGAUGGUUUCAUACUCUGGUAGAGUUGGGACAGUGUUGC
Molecule: messenger RNA, 4131 nt
Organism: Chelmon rostratus (copperband butterflyfish)
Lineage: Eukaryota; Metazoa; Chordata; Actinopteri; Chaetodontiformes; Chaetodontidae
Product: serine/threonine-protein kinase LMTK2-like
Exons: 5
Coding region: 269-1387 (372 amino acids)
Biological process (GO): protein phosphorylation
Molecular function (GO): protein kinase activity
Source: RefSeq, a predicted model, not a curated record